Messenger RNA from Corticium candelabrum, 1033 nucleotides. RefSeq names its product G patch domain-containing protein 8-like. The transcript has 9 exons. The record is from RefSeq and is a predicted model, not a curated record. Gene Ontology annotation, molecular function: nucleic acid binding. The coding region runs from base 58 to 987 and encodes 309 amino acids. Lineage: Eukaryota; Metazoa; Porifera; Homoscleromorpha; Homosclerophorida; Plakinidae.
UUCGCUACACACACACAGUGUACUGUACUCUAAUUAGGUUAGAAAUUGAUCAGUCUGAUGAUGUCUCGCGAAGGACUGUUUCAGCGAUAUAGUGAACGACGAGACAUUGUGGGGGAAUCGUUUGAUUUGCAAGAGGAACUUGAACCUGCUUAUCAGCAAGCUUCUAUUGACGAACCAAUAACUGAAGAUAACGUUGGUUACCAGCUGAUGAAGAAGAUGGGCUGGAAAAGUGGAUGCGGACUUGGCCUACAACAACAAGGUCGUGUUGAACCAGUUCCAAUUGUGAACAAGCAAGACAGCGGUGGUAUUGGACGUCUGGAGAUGGAGCUAGAGCAAGUUAGAGAGGUUAGUCAACAUAGACGAGUGUUGGAGGUAGAAAAAGAAGACUCAGAAGAAAGAAGGCAAAAGUUUAAGACCCAUAUAGACCAAGAGAAAUUCAUUGCGGAAUCAACUGCUUCUCUCAGACAGUCAUAUUUCUGCAUGGAUUGUAACAAGCAGUACUCUAACUACACUGAGUAUGACAACCAUGUGAAUUCUUAUGACCAUGCUCAUAGACAGCGCUUCAAGAAUUUAAGAGCUCAAGACUUCAGUCGACGAAUGGGGUUAAAAAGGCGUAAGCGAGACAAGGCAACAGAGGAGGAAGCAAAGCGAAUGAAUUUAAUUGUUGCAAAAGAAAGAGCAGAAGCUGCACAGAAAAAAAAGGCUGGUAGUGGCAGUGGAUUUCGACCUGUCAUCAGUAGCAACGAGACUGUGAAUACCUCGACAAGACCAGUGUUCAAGCCGAUUAUUGGAUGGGAAGGGGUAGAGGGAGAGGCUGAAGAUCCAGUUGCACGUUUGAAUGAUGCAACUCCUUGUGUGAAGAGUUCUCAUCUCGUUGAGAAAGAGGAUAGCAGAUGUACAAGUAAUCCAGUUGCAUUAAGGCCACGUGCACCACCUGCACCACUUCCACCCCCAGGUAGAACAUCUUUUUUCCCUUUACCUCCGUAAUUUGUUUCUUAGCAGCAUCAUAAUAAAAGAUAUUAUUGCAUUCUCA